CCAUGGAUCAAUAGAUUUCAAAAAAGGAGUAUAGUCAUGUUUGAUGAUGAGUUAGACCUAAGAAACGGCUACAGACAGUUCCUCCAGGAUAAGAAGGAUGACAAGAAGGUUCUUCAAGAGAAAUCUCAGAAUAAGCAGAUCCCCUCUGAAGAUAAUGUAGCUCAUAAGCAUGCUUUUGAGUCUAGCAUAUGAGUUCCAAAAACAAAUGCUCAAAGGAAGAUAGAUAGUAAGGUAAACAAGUAUCAAAGCCUGAUUGAGAAAAGCAUUGAUAGCUUUGAGAGUCUCAGAAAAGAGAAAAAUCAAAAAGAACUGAUGGAGAAAAAUGCAAAAUCGCAAAUUACACCAUCAAUCCAUAGAAUUUCAGAAAUCCAAGAAGUUAUUGAAGAAGAAAAUGAGGAAGGGUUCAAGGUCCGUAUAUGCUAUGAAGCACAGAGAAGAUGGUUAAAUCCCAUCCCAAAAACACUCUUAGACCUGAGAGAUACAAUUAUCAGUCUCUUCCAUUCUUCAAAGAACAAGCCACUUACUGAUGAAGAUUUUAGAAUGUAUUUCUACGAUUUUGAUGGAGAAAAAUGAAUCAUAGAUACAGACUUAGAUCUCCAAACUGCUUAUUGCCUAGCAAAGAAAGCUAUACCUAAUAUCCUGAAGCUAUGCAUUGAUAUCAGAAGAGGCCUUAAUGUCUGAGAUAGUGACUCAGAUAACAGGACUAUUAGGAUCAAGACAGAUUACAAUGAUAGAAGAUACAAUGAGGAGUCAGACGAUGAAGAAGACUAUGAGAAAUGGAAGCUCGACAACUUCGAACUUGAGUUCAACUACAUUAUGAGAGAUGGAUUCCCAUAUCAAAGAUAUUACCCGUACAACAAAGCAAACUAUGCUAGUCUCUCAUGAUGGUAUGCGUGAAGAGAUAAUCAUAUUAAUGGAUGCUCAGGAAGAUGGGAAACAUAUCCUCUGAUGUUCAAUGGAGAAUUCGGGAAAAUGAUUGUUCCUCAUUCAAUUCCAAAAGAAAAGCACACAACAGAAAAUAUCAAUCCAACUAUUGAGAAGUAUGCUAAGGCUCUUCUUACCGGGACAGGUGUAAAGGAUGAGAUCCUAUCCAAAGAUGAGGUAUUGGCUUUAGCCAAAGCAAUGAGUCGAAAUGAUUGCACCCUUACCUCUACUCAGUUAGUUGCUUCUAUUAAACAGUGUUUCCCAAAUGCCAAUCUGCCAACUAGACGGAUCUUUCAGUCUAUUGUAUCAAGUGAGAAAAUGAGAGAGAUUAAGUAUGAUGAUAAUGGAACCCAGAUAUUCAGAAUGGAUGGAAUUCGUACUCUCAGAAAGACCCAAUUUGGAAGAGGAAUGACCUUCACUCUUGUUGAAGGAAAACCGAAGUAUUACAUUUACUUCUACAGUGAUUUCCAAUGGCAAGUAGCUGAAGAGAUGAAAGAUGAUCCUAACUUCCAUUUAUUUGUAGAUGGAACAUUCAAGUGCUGUCCUAAAGUAUGGUCGCAGCUUCUAAAUGUAUGAGUAUUUCAUAAAAGAAAGAAGCUUUAUAUCCCAAUUUGUCACGUGCUGAUGCAGACACAGACAUAUGAAGGCUAUGUGUCUGUAUUCCAUUGGUUAAGAGACACAUUUGGGUUUAACCCAAAAUUUGUAACAGUAGAUUUUGAAAUUGCAACAAUGAGAGUUAUCAAAGAAGUAUGGCCUGAUUGCAGAUUAGUACCUUGAUUCUUCCAUUUUGUAAAAUGCCUUUGGAUGAAUGCUGCAAAAUGAGGUUUAAGAAAGAAAAAGUUUGUGUGAGAUACAAAACAACUCGUAUUUUCAUUAAAGGCCUUAGCAUUCAGACCUCCUGCUAAAGUUUACAGAAGAUUUGAGAAAAUCAAAGGUAUUUAUGAACAGAAAGGUAACUGAUACAAGAGCUUUUUGGAAUAUUUUGAGACAACUUGGAUGGAUGGAACAUUCAAAAUUAAUGACUGGAAUUAUUAUGAGAAAAUCAACGAUUUUGAAGACCUUGCCAUUACCAAUAAUGGACUUGAAUCAUUCCAUCAAAUCAUUAAAUCCCAACUGAGAAGAAUCACCCCGAGCUUCAAAGGAUUUAUCGAAGUAUUAGCCAGAGCAGAGACUUUAAAGAAGUCAGAUUAUGAUGAAGACAGAAUAAAUGGAGAUCCACAAUACAACAGAUGAUGGCCUGUUACAAAGAUCAUGAGAGAACUUUACUGAAAAGAGUCAAGCCAAGAAAAGAAAAUGAAAGAUUUAAAGGAUGGUGUAGAAGAAGAAAUCUCACAAUAUGUGCCUAAAGAUCUUUCCUCACUAAAGAAUUCCAAUGUCGGGCAAUUUAAUAUGAAAACCAGAAAGGUAGAAAGAGAAGUCAUGUUCCUCUUUGAAGAAUUUGAUGAAAACAAAAUUAGUUUACAGCAAGAUAAAGUGAUCAGAGAAAGAGCAAAGUUAAGAAAGGAGAUUAGAUCAACUUCUGGAGAUCCCCAAAACGCUUCAGGAGAACCAUUCGAAGUCAUAGAAAAAUAUCUUACUGAAGAUAAACCUAAGCUCGAUAAGGCUAUAGUUGGAUUCAAGGUUGCUAAUUCAGAUUUCAUCAGGAAGAAACCUAAGCAAGAAAAGACAGAAUCACAACUGCUAAAGGAUAGAAUUGAAGAAGAUAUGGAUGAAGAGCUUGAACAAAUUCUGAAUGGAGAUUUAGUUUUCCAAACAUAUGCCACUGCUUUCGAUCCAAACAAGAUUAAAAGGAGGAAGAAAUAA
Messenger RNA from Moneuplotes crassus, 2727 nucleotides. The record is from the annotation of a GenBank genome assembly. NCBI's taxonomy places the organism in Eukaryota, Ciliophora, Spirotrichea, Euplotida, Euplotidae.